AUGGCCAGGCAAAAGGCCACCUUCUGUCGCCACCAGGAACCUCCCGAGGACAAUUCCACGACUGUAUCUACCCCCUCCACCGCAUCAUCUAUUCAUACUACAGCCACGGCUGCUUCGACUCCUGCUGCGGGAGCUCGCGCUGCUGCGGCCUCUCCUUCUUCGAGAAUUACUCGCUCAGCCGCGAGACUUGCUGCAGACUCUUCCCGUCCCUCCAAUUCCGGUCCAUCUCCCUUGACCUCCGCCGCUGGCUCGGCCCCGACCCGGAAGCGUAAGGCAUCUGCUCGACGUGAUCGUCCGUUGGAAGAACCGGAACAGCCGACGCCUCCCUCCCCCCCCCCUUAG
This is a messenger RNA of Monascus purpureus, 342 nucleotides long. The record is from the annotation of a GenBank genome assembly. Lineage: Eukaryota; Fungi; Ascomycota; Eurotiomycetes; Eurotiales; Aspergillaceae.